AUGGAGGGCAGUAACAAGACCACGGUAAAGGAAUUCAUCUUGAUAGGCUUCCCGAAUACGCAAAAGCUGCAGUGGUUUCUGUUCAUUUUAAUCUUAUUUACAUAUGUGAUUUGUGUCACUUGCAACAUUGUUAUCAUUGUUCUUGUUAAAAUUGACAAUUCUCUACACACUCCAAUGUAUUUGCUUAUUAGUAAUUUUGCUGCAUUAGAGAUUAUGUUUGUGUCGGUCGCAAUUCCAAAACUCCUCAACAAUCUUAUUGUGUCAGACAAAAGAGUAUCUAUCAGUAGCUGCUUUUUACAACUGUAUUUUUUCCAUGCCCUGGGGGCAACUGAAUGCUGUCUACUUGCUGUUAUGGCUUUUGAUCGAGAUUUGGCAAUUAACAAUCCUCUGAGAUAUUCAGCAUUUAUGACUAACAAGUUUUAUAUUGGUGUUUCAGUAUCCCCAUGGAUUGUUGGUUUUACGGUUGCUUCCAUUACCACAAUAUCCACAGCUCAAUUAGAAUUCUGUAGUCAUAAUGUGCUCAACCAUUUUAUGUGUGAUAUGGCGCCAUUACAGAAUCUGGCUUGUUCCAACCCCUACUUCAGUAAUAUGGUUAUAAGUACAGCAGCUGUUUUCACAGUAGCUUUUCCAUUUUUCAUCAUCAUGGGAUUUUAUAUUCAUAUUAUUAUCACCAUAUCUAGAAUUAAAAGUACUGAAGGUAAACGGAAAGCAUUCUCCACCUGCUCUUCCCAUCUUAUAGUAUCUAGUUUAUUCUACAGUUCAGUCAUUGUUGUAUAUAUCAGGCCUAAGGGAAGUCAAUAUGAUAAAUAUUUAGCACUUGUAUACACUGUCAUUACUCCAGUUAUGAACCCAUUUAUUUAUACAAUAAGAAACAACAAUGUGAAGACAGCUCUCAGAAAUUCAAUUAGACAACUUGUACGUUAG
Messenger RNA from Bombina bombina (fire-bellied toad), 924 nucleotides. RefSeq names its product olfactory receptor 11H4-like. Gene Ontology annotation, biological process: G protein-coupled receptor signaling pathway. Bases 1 to 924 code for a protein of 307 amino acids. The record is from RefSeq and is a predicted model, not a curated record. NCBI's taxonomy places the organism in Eukaryota, Metazoa, Chordata, Amphibia, Anura, Bombinatoridae. Gene Ontology annotation, molecular function: G protein-coupled receptor activity; olfactory receptor activity. Gene Ontology annotation, cellular component: membrane. The transcript has a single exon.